Messenger RNA from Solea solea (common sole), 1713 nucleotides. RefSeq lists its product as uncharacterized. The transcript has 2 exons. Lineage: Eukaryota; Metazoa; Chordata; Actinopteri; Pleuronectiformes; Soleidae. Bases 456 to 1649 code for a protein of 397 amino acids. The record is from RefSeq and is a predicted model, not a curated record.
UGUUCAUUACAAACAAGAAGCUGUGGAGAUAAAAAAGAAAUAAAUAAUGGAACUUACUUUUACUGUGGACUAUUUCAAAUCUACAGUAAACCUUAAUUUUCUUAUAGCUAUUCAUUGCGUUCUUAUAGACCCUUCAUAGUGCCUUAUAGUCUGCUAAACUACACAUUUUUUUACUGGAAAAUGAUGCUAAUUCACCUGCAGAUGGCGCCACAACAGCAUAAUAAAAAUGACCAAUGACUGAUCAUGAAAGCAUCAUUUUCUGUCAAGAUUAAAGCAAAUAUCAGCAGAAUUUAAUGCAUUUUCAUAUUACAUUUGAAAGUUCUCUGUUGUUCCCUUUAGCAACACGUGUGACUUCAACUCCGUCACACAACGGAGCGUCCGGUAAGAUCCGUCAGUUUUUUUGUAAUAUGAAAUUCAGAGAUAUUAAACGUAGUAAAUUAUAGCUUUAAGCGUGUAUGUUUCUGUCGUUCAUUCUAGGAGUUUGUGAGACGUCAAAUGCUGUGCAAACCAUACUGUCUGCACUCGUAGCUGUGAUAGUGAUCCUGUGUGUGCUGCUGUUCGUGGUGUGUUUCCUGCUCGUGCAGCACAGAAGGAAACACAUCAACGCGGCGGUGACGCCCGGGAAGCCAGAAAACGAGAAAUCCGAGCAAGAGAGCGGAACGACGCGUGAUCGGUCUCCACUGGACCGGCCUGACAGCAGAGACCCAGAGCUGCUUCUGAGGAGGACUUUCACCGCAGUCAGAGCUAAAUCGGCCGCUGCUGUUCUCUUCACGUCUCCCUUCUCUGCGUCUGGAAGCGAUCGAGGGGCUGAACAGACCGAGAAGGAGCAGGAGAAGCACGCAGAUGGACACAAAGUGGAAAGUGAGGGAAUUUGGGGGCAACAUUUCACAAACAUCACUGAGAAAAAUGAGAUGCAAACUGACGGCGACAUGAAGAUACAAGGAAACAGCCACUGUGUUUCUGUCGGCACUGACACUGUACCCUAUCUGAGCAUGAGCACCAACCAGAUCACACCUCACCCGGAAAAGCUCAGCAGAGAGUCCACUGAUAGCUUGGGUCAAAGGUCACGGAUGGGUAAAGUAUUAGGGAGGAUCUCCACAUGGCCUCUGACUGCAGCUCAGUGGCGGCAACAAUGUCAAAUAAAGGAGGAGGAGGAGGAGGAGGAGGAGGGAAAUGAAGCUGAGAAGUUUCCAGGUCAAGGGGAGGAAACUGUAAAGAGAGUGGAGCAUCAGGACAAGAGGGCAGAGAAAGAAAAGACAAAUCAAAAGGAAGAUUCCGUAUAUUCUUCAAACCAAGAUUACAAGACCGCAUCUCACUGUGAGGUUGUGAAGCAAGAAGAUCUGACCACGGCGCGGUCGACGCAUCGUAAAAAAAACCCAAACCGAGACGUCAAACCUGCAGAAAACUCAACACACAAGAGCAGACAUGACAGAAGAGAGCAAAGAAAUGAAGAGGGCGCACAAACGUCCAAGGCUCCCCCUGGUGGUGCCUCGCCCGAUGACGACACGCUGCUGAGCGGCAACGAGUACGCCUUCAUGGAUCUGCUGCACGAGGUGGCGCAGAACAGAGGACGCUGGACACGAGACAGGUGGAGACACGUCCAUGCCAACAAGCAGCGGAAGACGGAGGUUCAGACCGUCACAGAUUAACAGUCAGUCAGAUUAACAGAUCAACAAGUGUUGAUAAAGUGGAAGAGUCAGACCCAUAAAGUAA